Mizuhopecten yessoensis (Yesso scallop) is the source of this 4336-nucleotide messenger RNA. RefSeq names its product probable leucine--tRNA ligase, mitochondrial. The coding region runs from base 184 to 2991 and encodes 935 amino acids. Gene Ontology annotation, cellular component: mitochondrion. The transcript has 27 exons. Gene Ontology annotation, biological process: mitochondrial translation; leucyl-tRNA aminoacylation. The record is from RefSeq and is a predicted model, not a curated record. Lineage: Eukaryota; Metazoa; Mollusca; Bivalvia; Pectinida; Pectinidae. Gene Ontology annotation, molecular function: ATP binding; aminoacyl-tRNA deacylase activity; leucine-tRNA ligase activity.
UGGAUGCGCCCAUAGGCGGUCAUACACGAGAAAUAGGCAUUAGGUCUAUCGAAGGUAGUUCAUAGCAAAGCAUGAUGAAUUAAUACACACUAUACCAUACCUGCAUGAAUAAACUUCACUGCGUUGCAUCAGACGACAAGAUAGCAUUACUCUUAUAAUAGAACUCAAACAACACCCAACAUCAUGACCUGGUGUAUCCUGAGGGCACUCCGGGUUUCCCAGAGGAGGAUCAAGUGGCAUCAAAUGAGACAUGUUUUCAAUGAAACAGGACAACUGGAAAGAGAAUUUGACAGAGACGUUUCAAGGAAGCUGGAAGAUUAUUGGAAGCCACGGUUAAAAGAGCAGCAUGCAAAGAGGUGUAUUACUCCAGCGACAGACAAGGAGAAGUACUAUGUACUGUCCAUGUUCCCAUACCCGAGUGGUCAGCUACACAUGGGCCACGUCCGUGUUUACACUAUAAGUGAUGUCAUGGCACGCUUUCAUAGACUCCGUGGAAAACAGGUGAUUCACCCGAUGGGAUGGGAUGCCUUUGGACUUCCUGCUGAAAACGCUGCAAUAGAAAGGGGGUUAGAUCCAAAGCUCUGGACAACAACGAACAUUGCCAGCAUGAAACAACAACUGGAUGAUCUGUUCUGUAGCUUUGACUGGGAGUCGGAGUUUGCUACUUGUCACCCUAGCUACUACAAGUGGACCCAGUUCAUUUUCCUGAAAAUGUAUGAAGCUGGCCUGGUCUAUCAGAAAGAGGGGCAGGUUAAUUGGGAUCCUGUGGACAAGACUGUUUUGGCGGAUGAACAGAUUGAUGAAGCUGGUCGGUCGUGGAGAUCAGGAGCAAUAGCAGAAAAGCGAUUCCUCCGACAGUGGUACAUACAAACCACUGCUUACACAAAGGACCUGAUUGAGGGUCUAGAUGAGGUGGACACUUCCCUUUGGAAGGACAUUGUACGCAUACAGAAGGACUGGCUUGGAAAAUGUGAAGGCUGUAGACUCAACUUUGAUAUCAGAAAAGGGGAAGAGAAACUUGAUGAACCCUUAAUAGUAUUCACACAUAAUCCUGAACUUGUGUAUGGAAUUUCCCACAUAACUCUGUCUCCCUCCCACAGACUCAACACACCAGAGAACUACAGGAAUCCACAGGAUGGUGAGAAGAAAAGAUUUGUUCUGAACCUGCAAGCAAUCAAUCCGUUCAGUGGGAAGACAAUCCCUAUAGUGGUGUCUCGUACGGCGAGAUUUGAUGAAUACAGUGAUGCACAUUUAGCAAUACCAGAUAUCUCAGAACCUGACGGCCUUGUAGCCGCAGAACUGGACAUACCUGUACCCAGUGUACUGACCAGUGAUGGUCAGCAGGAGACACUGGUCAACUCGGCUCAGUUUUCAGGGUUGAACCGAAGUGACGCUUUGGAGGAAAUUACGGCUCAUGCCAGGAAAAAGCGCUUUGGAGGUCACAUGUGCAGUUCCAAGCUGAAUGAUUGGUUGAUAUCGAGACAGCGUUACUGGGGGACUCCCAUUCCUUUGAUCAAAUGUCCCAAGUGUAAGAAUGUGCCUGUUCCAAUAGAAGACCUGCCAGUGGAGUUACCUACCCUUCCUGGUACCACAGAGAAGGGGACUUCACCCUUAGCUCAGGUGUCGGACUGGUAUAACAUCAAAUGCCCAAAAUGUGGAGGGCCUGCAACACGGGAGACGGAUACCAUGGAUACCUUUUUGGAUUCUUCCUGGUACUUCUUCCGCUAUCUUGACCCUCAAAAUGAUGCUGCACCAUUCAGCAAAGACAAGGCUGACCACUUCAUGCCUGUCGACCUCUACAUUGGUGGCAAGGAACAUGCUGUACUGCAUCUUUUCUUCGCCCGCUUCUUCAGCCAUUUUCUACACAAUUCUGGACAUGUAUCGACAAGAGAGCCGUUCAUCAACCUGCUGACCCAGGGGAUGGUUCUGGGUGAGAGUUACAGUGUGGACGGCCGGUAUAUCUCAAAGUCCAAUGUAGACUUUACUGGUAGUGUAUUGUGUGCCUGGUGUAUUGUGGGCCUGGGUGAGAGUUACAGUGUGGACGGCCGGUAUAUCUCAAAGUCCCAUGUAGACUUUACUGGGCCAGCUCCAGUUGAGAAGAGUACGGGACAAAAGGUGCUUGUACAGUGGGAAAAAAUGAGUAAAUCCAAGUACAAUGGAGUAGAUCCACAGGAGAUCAUUAAGGAGUAUGGAGUGGACGCAACUCGUUUGUGUAUACUGUCUAAUGUGGCCCCAAAGUCUGACCGCAAGUGGACAUAUGAAGUGUUUAAGGGUGUGAUGGCCUGGCAGAGGCGUGUAUGGGAUACAGUCAACAGUUUUAUACAGGGCAGGUCUCAGAACAUUCCUCUCCAGUGUGACCCACAAAAGUUCAAGGAAUACGAAGACACUAUUUACAACUUCCAUAAUGAGUGCCUUGUCAGGAUAACAGAGCAACUGAGUCAGCAGUUUAUGAUCAAUGCAGCCAUAUCAAGGUUACACCGUCAUGUGAAGAAUUUUAAGAAGGUACCAGUAGAUGUACUGGCGCAUAGCCCACAGGCAGAACUAGCCCUGGCAGAUCUGAUCAUCAUGUUAUCACCAAUGGCACCAGCUUUCGCCUCAGAGCUCUGGACUGCAAUGAAAUCCCAGGCGUCAGGACGGACCCACCAUAAAUGGGAUCUUGGCGUUCUUGACCAGUCUUGGCCACUUGCUGAUCUAGAUUUUCCGCUGUCCCUGGAUUGUUGUAUAAACGAGGAUGUUAAAUUUCACCUGAAAAUACCAAGGAAAGAAUUAGAGCAGCUCUCUGAAGCCGAUGCUAUAGCCACAAUAACUAGCAGCAAACAGUUCCAAUCCUUCCUUGACAGGGCACCCGAGCCCACUGGUUUUACCAUUGACCGCGGAUGUAAUGGUGUUGUAACAUUUUCUUCUACUACUGUGCAAAGGAAUAAAAGUAAAACCUUUACAAAGAAGAAAAAGAAAUUAAGAAAAGAAAAAGAUUCAACCAUUGAACAGUGAAAUUGAAUAUAUGGAUAUGUGUCGUUUUUGUUUCAAUAAAAAUGUAACUGAAGUAUUGAACUUGUCUGAAAAAAACUUGUUUCUUAUUAAAUUUGUCUCCUUUGUUUGGCAGAGAACUUAUGAUAUUAUCACCUAUUCAAUUAAAUAUUGGCCAAUUAAGUGGUAGAAAAGUCCAUUAAUGGAAAGUACUGGUAAGAUGAAGAGACACUACAAUACCGGCUUUCAUUUAAAUUUUACCUGUAUAUUCCUUUAAUCUCAAAAGCCUCCACCAUCAAAACUUGGCACAUCCUUGAAUGACCAUAUAGCUGUUAAUACGACAUAAAACACAAACAAACCAAUUAAUCUCAAAGCAAACAAUAAGGAAAUGAAUAAAACAUAUUCAUUUUUUGGUCUUGACAAAUAUGUUAUGGAAAUAUCACAAAUUUUAUGAAAUUUUCCUUAGUUUCAACACCAGAUUUUGUAAUUUAGACACAAAGAAAAAUAUCGUUACUGCAUGAUAGAUUUGUUUUGUAAAUAUUCAGUCAGGCCAAACAAACAAUAUUUGGUGUUUCCAUUAAUCCUACCUACCCUUGUUUUUUUGUGCCUUCUCUAAACUUUGUAAGGCAAUUUCAAGGAAGCACUGUUAAAGUCAGGAUCACUCUCCUGCAUAAACCAUAUAAAACUGUUUGUUAAAAUAAAAUGUGUUACCUACCUACCUACACUAAAUUUUUCGUACAUGUUACCGGAAACAUAUUUUUUGUCUGGCCUUAUGUACAUUUAUACGACUCUAGGUACCAUACUAGUGGACUUAUCAAGACCUGUUAUGUUCCAUGUUACACGCUUAAUAUUAUCUAAGGAAACCAUUUGCAGAAAUGUAAUAUCCUCAGUGUAUUUGUUUUUAAAAUGUAAAACAAUAUACUCAUAUGGGUACACUAACCUGAAAUAUUCUAUUCCACAUAAUCGGUUUCUCAAUUUAUACUUUCUUACUUCUUUCUCAUUUCGUUUAGCUGUCUGUGUCAGCUAAGAAACUCCAAAUAACACCUGAAAAACAGUAUUCUUUCUCAACUGUUAAAAAAAAGGGAUGUUUUCACAUUUUAUUUAAAUUCAGGAGUUGAUUGGGUUUUCUUAUAAGAACUAAGAUGGUGCCAGACUAUUGACUUAAACAAACAAAACAGCAAAUUAUGAGUUUCAUUCAUGUUUAAUUUAACAACUUUAAACAAAAUGCAAAUAUCGUACAACAAAAACUACCUGGAAAAGAGUGAAAAAAGAUGGAUGGCUUGUAAAGAAAUCAAAACAUGAAAACUGUAAUAGAUUAGCCCAAAGAUCACUUAGCAGUGGCGGAUCCAGAGGGGUUCUUGGGAUUCAA